This is a messenger RNA of Pisolithus orientalis, 1131 nucleotides long. RefSeq lists its product as uncharacterized. Bases 1 to 1131 code for a protein of 376 amino acids. The record is from RefSeq and is a predicted model, not a curated record. The transcript has 6 exons. Lineage: Eukaryota; Fungi; Basidiomycota; Agaricomycetes; Boletales; Pisolithaceae.
AUGGCCAGCAGCGAUCACAGUACUAAUUGUGUUAAUACCUCAGAUGAAGAGGACUUUUCCUCCAAUGAGGAAUCUAGCUCAGAUAGCAUGGAGACAACAAAAUCUGCACCAGGAAAGCUGAGACCAGAUGAACUUCAAAUCCUCCAAGAUGGUCUAAAUGAUUGGAAGGAAGCUGACACAAACAAAAGGGCCUCACUGAUGAAGGGCAUGUGGAACAAAAUCAAAUGGCUGGAUGCCAACAAGAGCCUCAAACAAAAUGAAUGGAAUAGAAAAUGGACAGCCAUCAAGAACUGGAUGUAUAACAACAGUCAGUCCCAUGCAUGGAAGGCCCUGGUCAAGUAUGGCUCUAAAUGGAUGGCCCUAAAGGUGAUCAAGCUGCAGUGUAAGAAGGAUAUCCAGCAAGUACUUGUGAAGGCCAGAAUACAUCCCAGGACAUCAGCUAUGAUCAAACACUAUCAGCCAGCUGUUCAGAAGGCAGCCCAUUUGGCAAAAGGGUGGAAUGAGAGAAAGCUGCCACCCAAAGCCCAGGCAGAGGUGGCAACAAGUAAGGGCCAGAAGUAUGCAAAACAGUUUGUGUAUGACAUGUGGAAGCAGUGUGGGAUGAGAGUGGUGAUCAUGUUGGCAUGGAAGGAUAAGGAAGGCAAAGUGAUGGUUGGAGUGAAUGACUUCAAUGAUGAGCUGGGCAAUGGAGAGCUCUAUUCAGAUUGGGAAGACCUUCAUGGAAAGUGGUCAGCCUAUGCAAAGAAGGCCUUUGGGGCCAAUGGUGCAGAGGAUGGCAGUAGAGAGGAUGAGGCCAGUCAAACCACAGUAAAAGUGCAGAAAGGAAAAAAGUGGUCUCAAUUCUCCCUGUCCACCAAUGACAAUGGCAUGCCCAUUCUUCCAAAUCUCUUGGACUUAUGGACACCAGAAUUAAAGGACAUCAUGAGGGUGCUUGGCUUGUGGGAAGACAAAUGCAGUGUGCCUUGGGCUGCAAUAGCUGACAACUGGGCAUCCUAUGUGUCUUCCAAGUAUCUUCCUCCCAAUAUCCCAUUCAAAGAGCCCACCAGGCUGACACAUCAUGAACUAAUCAAAACCUUGGAGUUCUGGAAGGAGCAACAGCAGGAGCACCCAGAAGAUGUCUUCCAGUUCUGA